Messenger RNA from Terrapene triunguis (Three-toed box turtle), 613 nucleotides. RefSeq lists its product as uncharacterized. The record is from RefSeq and is a predicted model, not a curated record. The transcript has a single exon. The annotation marks the transcript as partial. Lineage: Eukaryota; Metazoa; Chordata; Testudines; Emydidae.
AUGGCUGAGACAACAAGAACCUCCUCCUCUCCCAGCGAGAGUAUCUCUGCGACCUCAGCCAAGCCCACCACGGGCACCACCUCCUCUACCAGCAAGAGCAGCCCCACAAGCUCUGCCAAGCCCAACACUGGCACCUCCUCCUCUGCGAGUGAGGGCAGUCACACGACCUCGGUCGAACCCUCCACGGGCACCUCCUCGUCACCCAGCGAGAGCAGCCACAUGACUUUGGCUGAGUCCACCAUUGUCACCGCCUUCCCUUCCAGAAAAAGCAGCCCCACGGCCUCGGCCAAGUCCACCACUGGCACCCCUUCCUCUCCCAGCAAGAUCAGCCACAUGACCUCGGUCAAGUUCACCAAGGGCACCUCCUCUUCUUACAGUGAGAGCAUCUCCACGACCUCGGCGGAGCCCACCAUGGGCAUCUCCUCCUCUCCCAGCGACAGCAGCCACAGGACCGUGGCCGAGAACACAAUGGGCACUUUCUCCUCUCCCAGGAAGAGCACCCCCAUGACCUUAGCCGAGUCUACCACUGGCACCUCCUCCUCUCCCAGUGAGAGUAUCUCCACGACCUCGGCUGAACCCACCACGGGCACCACCUCCUCGUCGCCCAAGCAGA